CGCAGGUUGUUUAGAACAUACCACAACGUAGUUUGCUCUCUGCAUUCGACGAGGCUGUGCAGCAGACAAGCCACAGUUUGCCAACUGAUGCCUUGGGCCCCUCUGGGACAAUGGUUUUGAGUGAUCAGGAGCUGGGCGUCGACAGUGUUGACUGGGCACGCGAUUGUGGGAAUGGUUUGCCACACCAAAUGGGGGGAGGGGAUGACGACUAUGCUGACUCACAAGCAGGCGCUGACUCACAAGCAGGAGGAGAUCGUGGACAUCACGAGACGGAAGGUAGCGUGCAAGCACGUGGGACCCCAGGUGAGGAGCAGCCAUGGGUGGGUGAGGAGCAGCAUCUCCCUCCCCCCACUGCUUCUGAUGGCGCAGUCCCUGGUAAUGGCGGUGAUGGGUGUCACCGAAAUCGGCGCUGGAAUGAUGCUGAAACGCUUGCCCUCAUCCGCGCACAUGGGGAGUACAGGGUUGCACGAGCAGUCAACUCUGAAGCUAUAGGCAAUGCUUGCUCUUUGAAUAAGAAAUGGGAGGGUAUAUCAACUGCCGUGUGUGUUGCCGGCUUCAUCCGUAAUGGCUAUGACUGUGAAAAUAGGUGGAAGAACCUGUGGAAGUGGUAUAGAAAGGUGCUGGUCCACGAUGGCAUGAGUGGAGUGCAGAGCUAUUGGACCAUGUCACCUGAGGCACGAGCGCAUGCUGGACUCACGUUCCACCUUCGAAGGUCCUGGUUUGAUCUCAUUGACUCCUUCAAUAUUAGAAACCCGGUUGUCCAUCCUGAAGGUGUUGUAGAUCCUGGAAAUGAGGAGGAUGGGCGAGGACCAGGACAGGGCAGUCGGGGUUCUCCUCCUGUCAGUAGUGGCAGGGCUGAGAGUGGGGUUGCCAAUGCAUGUGCUGAAGGGGCUGAAGUGAGAACGUCGGCAAAGCGCAGACGCACUGUCGCAAAUGCCCGGGAGCGGCCUGUGAAGGACAUCUCUGUAGUAAUGAGGGAGCAGACAGAUGCACUGAGGGAGCACAGUAGGCGAUCAGUGGAGUGCGCUGAACUCACAGUGAAAGUCAUGUACAAACAGGCAGCAGUGCAACAACAGAUUGGAAAGCUCACUGCCAAAGUUGCUCGGGAGGACAUGGCUAUUCGGAAGGAGAUUGGUCUUCUGAUGGUGGAAAAGCUUGAGAAGGGGUGAAACACAUUUGCUCAGGCAUUGCGAGAUUCA
Messenger RNA from Chara braunii, 1199 nucleotides. The record is from the annotation of a GenBank genome assembly. NCBI's taxonomy places the organism in Eukaryota, Viridiplantae, Streptophyta, Charophyceae, Charales, Characeae.